Galeopterus variegatus (Sunda flying lemur) is the source of this 1209-nucleotide messenger RNA. RefSeq names its product zinc finger protein 420-like. Gene Ontology annotation, molecular function: RNA polymerase II cis-regulatory region sequence-specific DNA binding; DNA-binding transcription factor activity, RNA polymerase II-specific. Lineage: Eukaryota; Metazoa; Chordata; Mammalia; Dermoptera; Cynocephalidae. Gene Ontology annotation, cellular component: transcription regulator complex; PcG protein complex. The record is from RefSeq and is a predicted model, not a curated record. Gene Ontology annotation, biological process: regulation of transcription by RNA polymerase II. The coding region runs from base 1 to 1086 and encodes 361 amino acids. The transcript is spliced from 2 exons.
AUGCACCCACAGAAUUAUGAAGUUCCAGAUUUCCAUUUUGNCAGCAAGCAUCAGAGAAUUCACACAGGUGAGAGACCAUAUGAAUGUAAAGAAUGUGGAAAAACCUUUAAUGAGAAGUCAAACCUCAACGUGCAUAAGAGAAUUCACACAGGUAAGAAACCAUAUGAAUGUAAAAAAUGUAAGAAAGCUUUCAGCCAGAAGUCACACCUCAGCUUACAUGACAGAUCUCACACAAGUGAGAAACCAUAUGAAUGUAAAGAAUGUGGAAACUCUUUCUACUGUAAAUCACAACUCAAUGUACAUCAGAGAAUUCACACAGGUAAGAAACCAUAUGAAUGUAAAGAAUGUAGAAAAACCUUUCAUGAGAAGUCAAACCUCAACAAGCAUAAGAGAAUUCACACAGGUGAGAAACCAUAUGAAUGUAAAGAAUGUGGAAAAACUUUCUACUGUAAAUCACAACUCAAUGUACAUCAGAGAACUCACACAGGUAAGAAACCAUAUGAAUGUAAAGAAUGUGGAAAAACCUUUCAUGAGAAGUCAAACCUCAACAAGCAUAAGAGAAUUCACACAGGUGAGAAACCAUAUGAAUGUAAAGAAUGUGAAAAAACUUUCUACUCUAAAUCAAACCUCAAGAUAAUUCCAGAAUCAGAGAAAUCUUCUCAGUUUGACAUAUGUUGGAGAAAGUUCUAUGAAAAUUAUGAACUCACUGAACAGCAGAAAAUACACACAGAAGAGAAACCCUAUAAAUAUAGUGAAUGUGAUAAAUCGUUCAUGAAGAAAUUACCCCUUACAAUCCAUAAGAGAACACAUACAGGGGAGAAGCUAUACGUGUGUGAUGAAUGUGGGAAAACCUUUCACAAGUCCUCAAACCUCAUCAGGCAUCAGAGAAUUCACACAGGUGAGAGACCAUAUGAAUGUAGUGAAUGUGGAAAAACCUUUCACGAGAAGUCAAAUCUCAGGAAGCAUCAAAGAAUUCACACAGGUGAGAAACCAUAUGAAUGUAAUCAGUGUGGGAAAACCUUUCACAGGAAGUCAAACCUCACCAGACAUCAGAGAAUUCACACAGGUAAGAAACCAUAUGAAUGAAAAGAAUGUUCAAAAAUUUUCUGAAGUAAAUCAGACUUCAAUGUACAUCACAGUACUCACACAGGUGAGACACCAUAUGAGUAUAAAGAAUGUAUAAAAUCUUUCUACCAUAACUUGGAUCUC